UUCUAUAAUUGUACUAGAAUAUGGAUACCCCAUGUAAUUGGAAAGAUUAUAUGUUAGAAAAAUUAAACCAAACAAUUUUCCCCACUGUCGACCCUCUUAUAUAAGUGAAGGUCUCAUCUACUUUGUCUUCACCAAUUCUGUUUUAAAAAUUUAUUUCUUCAGUAUCGCGAGCUUAAUCUAUAAUGGAAUUAAAUGAUGAUGUGAUAAGGAAGCGGGUACUUUGCAUUCUAAUUGUAUGGGGUCUGGUGGCUUAUUCUACCAUGGCUUCUAAACAAGAAAGUCAACCAUCGGUGGCGGCUGAUAGAGUGACGAACUUGCCUGGACAACCCCAUGUCCAGUUUCAACACUACUCUGGUUAUGUGAAACUCCGACCAGAGGGUCAAAAGGCAUUGUUCUACUGGUUCUUUGAAGCCCAAGAUGAACCUUCUCAAAAGCCCCUCGUUCUUUGGCUCAAUGGAGGACCUGGCUGCUCAUCUGUGGCAUACGGAGCUGCACAAGAACUUGGACCAUUUCUAGUUCGAAGCAACAGCACCGAACUCACUCUUAACAAAUACUCUUGGAACAAAGCUGCAAAUAUGUUGUUCCUGGAGGCACCCGUGGGUGUAGGAUUUUCGUACACCAACAAUUCAGAAGAUUUAUAUAAGCUUGGUGAUCAAGUGACAGCCAAUGAUUCUCAUGCAUUCUUACUUGAAUGGUUCAAAAAGUUUCCAAGCUUCAAAUCCCUGGAUUUUUAUAUAGCCGGAGAGAGCUACGCUGGUCACUAUGUUCCUCAACUUGCUGAGCUAAUUUAUGAAAGAAAUAAAGGAGCUAGCAAAGAGUCGUUUAUAAAUCUAAAAGGAUUCAUGAUUGGAAAUGCUGCAAUAAAUGAUGAAACGGACACUCUUGGAUUUGUGGAAUAUGCUUGGACUCACGCAAUCAUAUCAGACAAUCUGUACAAAAACAUAAGGAAGGAAUGUGCAGAUUUUAAGCAGACUAAUAUAAGCACCCAAUGCAUCAUUCUUAUCAGACGCUUCAUGAGUGCUUAUUCAGAAAUUGAUAUAUACAGCAUCUAUUCCCCACUUUGCCUCAAUUAUGCUCACAAAACUUCUGCAAAACUCACCAAUUCUCCUUUUCUCCUCUCCAGACAUGACUUAUGGCUUAGGUUGCCAUUAGGUUACGAUCCAUGUACAGAAGACUAUACAGAGCGAUAUUUCAAUAGAGAAGACGUUCAAAAGGCUCUGCAUGCCAAUAUCACCAAAAUGCCCUAUCCAUACACCUUAUGCAGUGACGUUAUUAGGAGCUGGAAUGACUCUCCCGAUAGUGUGUUGCCCGUCAUUGAGAAGCUCUUAGAUUCCGGAAUGCGCAUCUGGAUCUACAGUGGUGAUACGGAUGGAAGGGUGCCGGUAACAUCUACAAGACUGAGCAUAAACAAAAUGGGAUUAAAAAUAGAGGAAGAAUGGAGGGCAUGGUUUCACAAGAAAGAAGUAGCUGGAUGGGUGGAGACGUAUGAGAAGGGGCUGACUUUGGCCACCGUGCGGGGCGCAGGCCACCAAGUCCCGUUAUUCGCGCCUGAUCAGUCACUUUCUCUCUUCCUCCAUUUUCUCAAUGCCACCACCUUGCCAUCUUCCCGUUUCUAAUUACUCUAUGUAUUUGUGUUAAGUUAUUUGGAAACGAUUUCUGAAGAAUAAAAAUUAUUAUCAUUAUCAUUA
Molecule: messenger RNA, 1688 nt
Organism: Pistacia vera
Lineage: Eukaryota; Viridiplantae; Streptophyta; Magnoliopsida; Sapindales; Anacardiaceae
Product: serine carboxypeptidase-like 35
Exons: 9
Coding region: 183-1616 (477 amino acids)
Biological process (GO): proteolysis
Cellular component (GO): vacuole
Molecular function (GO): serine-type carboxypeptidase activity
Source: RefSeq, a predicted model, not a curated record